UCAAGUACAUUUAGGAAGUCUAGUCACAUUAGUAUUUGGAAAAAUUCUUUUUCUCGAGUAUUUUAGUAUUAUUAAUUCUCAAUCACACUUAUCAGUAGGUCGUAUAUAUGAAUUCAAUAUAAAUGUCCGAAAAAGAUUAUGCUCCACUGAGCUCAGCAUGUGUUCGAGCAUUACAUGAUAAAUUGUAUGAUAGACGAAAAACAGCUGCAUUAGAAAUAGAAAAGAUGGUUAAAGAAUUUGCUGUUGUUAAUAACACUGGCCAAAUCAAACGACUUUUGAAAGUAUUGGGGCAGGAUUUUUCUUUGUCACAGAAUCCACAUGCCAGAAAAGGAGGCCUGAUUGGUUUAGCUGCAAUUGCCAUAGCUCUAGGAAAGGAAACUGAGUUAUAUGCUGAUGAAUUGAUAAAACCAAUAUUAGGAUGCAUGGUGGAUCAAGAUUCACUAGUUAGAUAUUAUGCAAGUGAAUCACUGUACAAUGUUGUCAAGGUUUCUAGAGGAGCAGUAUUACCACAUUUUUCUGCAAUUUUCAAUUCUUUAAGUAAAAUAGCUACUGAUCCUGACCAGAAUGUGAAAAAUGCUUCUGAGUUACUAGACAGGCUAUUGAAGGACAUUGUAGUUGAAAGUACAUCAUUUGAUUUGGAUGGAUUCAUUCCACUAUUGAGAGAACGGAUAUAUACAAAGAAUGCAUUUUCAAGGCAGUUCAUUAUUUCCUGGAUCUCAGUAUUAAAUACAGAACCAGGCUUGGAUCUAAUAAAUUAUUUGCCAGAAAUUUUAGAUGGGUUGUUCAGAAUUCUAGAUGAUCCCAAUAUUGAAGUCAAAAAAAUGUGUGAAACUUGUCUAGGAGAAUUUCUUAGAAGCAUCAAGAGUGAUCCUACAAGAGUGAAUUUUGGAGCUAUGAUCAACAUUUUAAUUAAUCAUGCCCAGGAGAAAGGUGAUGAUUUAGCACAAUUUACUGCAAUUACUUGGAUAAAAGAAUUUGUGCAACUGUCAGGACUUGCAAUGUUGCCAUACAUGUCUGGGAUAUUUACAGCUGUUCUCCCUUGUUUGGCAUAUGACAUGGAGGCUAGGAGAAUGACAGACAUAAAGGAAACUGCUACUGCCGUUAACUUCACUCUGAUGAAACUAAUUUCACUAGAAGAUGACGAAAUAGAAGGGAAUCUAAGGCAGUCGAUAGUUACUGAAGACCGAAUGCAAAAUGAAUUGGACUUACCUUCAGUAGUGAAUGUGUUGACUCAAUACUUGAUGCACAAUUCAAUACAAACCAAAGUUGCUGUAUUGAAAUGGAUUCAUGAUUUGUACACCAAACUUCCAAACAAAAUGAAUGAUUACAUUAAUGUAUUAUUCCCUGCCCUACAGAAAACAUUAUCUGAUGAGUCUGACGAAGUUGUUCAACAAUGUCUUGUGGUUAUAGCUGAAGUGAUUUCUUUUCCAAAAACAACUAAUGCUGGAGAUAGUAAUGAAACAUAUUACUACAAGUUUAUGGUUAGCUUACUUAUUUCAUUUAGUGUUGAUAGACGUCUGUUGGAUGAACGAGGAUCGUUUAUUAUCAGACAACUUUGCACUCUACUCAAUGCUGAAGAUAUCUAUAGGACUUUAUCCCAAAUUCUGGUCAAGGAAACUAAUUACAAAUUUGCUAGUCUAAUGGUUGAACACCUAAAUAUGAUUUUGUUAACUUCCUCAGAGCUGUACGACAUGAGGAGUAGAUUGAAGGAUCUGAAAACAGAGGACUGUAGAUCACUUUUUUGUUGCUUAUAUGAUACAUGGUGCCACAAUCCAGUGGCCACAGUUGCACUGUGCCUGCUUACUCAAAGCUAUAGUCAUGUUUGUGACUUGAUAAAACUGUUUGGUAACUUGGAAGUUACUGUUGAAUUUCUAACAGAAAUAGAUAAGUUAGUGCAACUUAUAGAAUCUCCAGUAUAUGCUUAUUUGAGGUUGGAACUACUUGAGGUACCUUGUGAUAAAAAUUUGGUCAGGGCCUUAUAUGGCCUAUUGAUGUUGUUACCGCAAACAGAGGCAUUUACGAUACUUAGAACAAGAUUAAGCUGUAUACCAAGUUUACAUUUAUACUCCAGUGAAAAUAGCUUAUCUGUGGAAAAGGUAUCUAAUCAACGCUUGAUAAACUUUGAUCAGCUGCUUAAAAACUUCAUUGAAAUUCAGGAGAAACAUAAGGACUACAAAAAGACUCAACGUACCAAAAAAGUAUCUUCACUGGACAAAGAAAUCAAUAAUUUAGAAAUGUGAAUUGUAUUAAUCGUGAUAUUUUAUACUUGUACAUUCCUUUUAUCGCAUAAAUAAAGUUUUACAGAUAG
This is a messenger RNA of Phaedon cochleariae (mustard beetle), 2308 nucleotides long. Lineage: Eukaryota; Metazoa; Arthropoda; Insecta; Coleoptera; Chrysomelidae. The record is from the annotation of a GenBank genome assembly.